UUACCGAUCUGUAAUGUAAAGUGUUACCAGAAGUUCUUUGCUCUCCCGUUAAGGCUAUGUCUACAUUAUUGCGUAUUUCUUUGAAUCCAAAAGACUUUUCUUUUGACUCAGCCUUGCAUCCACAUUAAUUCAUUGUAAUUGAGCUCCUGAAACGGUGACGGUUAUGACCGUGAAUUUAUUAGGCUUUUCGUAUUCGUUUGGAAUGACUGUACGUUUGUCAUGAGUUUCAAAAAUCUGAAUUACGUUUUAACACUACCUAAGUCUUCAGGUUUUCAAUGCUUUUCUAUGGGGACUUCUGCAUGGCCAUUGUUUUGACCUAGCAACAGUAAUACAGUGGGAAUAGGACUAGACAAAGACAGAUAUCAAUGGUGUAAUGAGGACACACCGGUGUUUCUCAUUGACCUCUUUGAGGUGCUAUCUAUUUUACUUCCACAUAUUAAACAUUUUCAGGGCUAAGCUGCUUUACGACAUCAAACUGUUGAUAAUGAAGCAUUGAUUUCUGCUGACCUAUCUUGACACAUUUGCUAAAUAAGCCAAAUAUGACCACUAUUAAUGUCAUGGAGACAUUGUAUAAAGCGUCACACAAUGAUUCCAGUUGUUCAAGUCAAGAUAUUGUGAUUGUAAAUCUUGUUUCCAAUGAACAGAUAUGUGAACUGUCUGCUGAGUUGCUUGUCCUGUAUUUUCCAAAACAUUUACCGGAUGAUGUGGUGCCCUUGAUAUUCAGCCGUGCUGAGCAUUUUCUCCACAGUCCUCGAACCCAGGAGUCUCAAAUAGGUGCCCUCAUGAUGAAGAUCCUUCUACAGAAGUCUGUGGAUCCGUCUCAAGCAUGGCUAAACUCCAGAGUUAAUGGAGAUGUAAACAUCACCUCGCUUUGCCACUACCUCCUCCAGUUGAUGCAGCAGCACUACUUUACAGCCAAGACUGAUAUGCUGAUGGCUUCACAGACGGCACCCAUACAUGGUGUAGUGAAUGCCUUGCAGAGGUGUUUGCUGGAGGUGCCAGGUGUCUUGUAUGAUGAAAUGGAUAAGGGCAUGUUUGCAAGAACCCUCAGCUUGAUGGAGAACAUCACAGUUCUCUUACUUGGUGUACUUUAUGGGGAUCAGGACACAGAAAGUAAAAAAGUCCCUCCAUCGUUUUGUGAAAUGGGAAAUGCAAUCAGCUCUGUGAUUGGCCAGCAGUUAGGUUCAGAUUAUCAUGAAGAGGAGGAUGUCCUGCUUACAGAGGAACACAGUCUGGUGCUCACUUGUUGCUGGGUCUCACUAAAGGAAAUCGGAAUAUUUAUGGGCUCCUUGGUUGAGAUGAUGGCUGAUGAGUCAAAUAAGCUGGAUCACUUUGUCACUGAAGGUGAUAUGAAAAGGAUGUCUAAACUGUUCAAAGACAUCAUCUUGAAAUGUCGACACUGGGGAGCAGUAGAAGGUUGCUGCCGUGGAUUCACAAAGUUUUGCAGCACUCUGCUGGUCAGUGCUGAUCUGGAGAUCCGAGACAUCCCUGCACAGUUGCUUAAAGAAGGUCUCCAACUUCUCCAGUCUCCACGCAGCACCUCAGUGACUCGUAGAGCUGCAGGGCUCCCAAUGCUUUUCCUCUGUGUGGUUUCAGCCGCAGAAACCAAUCAGAGCAGGUCUUUACUCUGCCUCACUAUUAACACCCUUCUGGAGGUGGCAAAUAGACCUCUGCCAGACAGCUGGGACCAGACAGUUGAUCUACCACAGGUGUGUGCAGUUCAUUCUCUAAAUGCUUUAGUUCGUGGAUCUGGUCUGGCUGUUGCCAUUCUUAAGUAUUGUUCAGUCAUGGCCACCCUUGCCUUGACACUUCUCAAUUCCCGCUGCUGGGCUGUGAGAAAUGCAGCAUUGCAGCUUUAUAGUUCAUUGUGCACACGGAUGCUUGGCCAGAGUCCCGGAGGUGAUCAUGCCUCCGCCCAGUAUGGCAUGAGUGCACUGACCUUCUUCACUCACUACCCAUCACUACUGCCCUUCCUUCUCAGUGAACUAAGAAAUGCAGCCAUAGAUCUUCAUGAUUCAUCUCAACAAAGACGGCUUUGUGUUCACCCCUCCCUGUAUCCUGUGCUGACCCUCCUUGCCAAACUUCAGCCUGGUAUUCAACCUGAAACAAGAGAACUGUCAGAGGCUGUGACACCAUUGCUCCAAUUGGCGUCCAGUCCUGUGUACAGCAUCAGAGUGAUGGCUUCCAAAGCACUAGUGGCGAUGAUGCCUUGCUCAAAAUAUCCUGCUUUCCUCUGCAAGAUGGUUGAAGAGUUACCAAGAUCCACCGAAGAGCCCUACUCUCACAACUAUUUACAUGGUCAACUCCUACAGAUCAGAGCUGUGCUAACUCAGUUUAUGAAAACUGACAAGGCUACUUUAAAUCCACUCAGUGUUUUUGUGGAAGUGUUGGAGUCCAAGAUUUGGCUUGUGGCAACAGGACAGCAAUGCCUCAUGAUCAGAGGGUUAUAUUUGGAUUUGAUCAGUCUUGUAAGAAACAACUGCUCUGAAGAUUUCCUGCACCAGUUGUGUGCACUACUUAUGUCAGAACUUCCCAACUCAACACACCAUUUGCAAGUUGGCUCAGACUCCUUUUACGAUGUGGCCCUUCACUUCCUGUGUGAAGAUCGAAGUUGGAUGUGUUUGGUGUGGCAGAAUUUCUCGGUUUGGAAUGCUGCUUGUAAGCUGUCCCUACUCAGAUGGGCAUCAGAGACAUGUAGCUCAAGCAUGACCAAUGCACCACCUCUGCUAGAAAAAACACUCCAGGCUAACCUGAAGGAGGUUUUACUGAAUGAAGAUACAGAAAUUAGGGCAGUGUAUCUCAAGGCUGUUGUAUCAGUCAUGACUGGAGGAGUUUGUUCCUUGGUACUUGACGAAGCGGCCAUCCAAGAAUGUUCAGAGAUCCUGGUUAGAAGCUUGGAAGUCUCAGAUGUUGGCACAGAGUACCUCUCACAGGCCCUGUGUGCUACCAGCCUGCUACUCUCUAAAAGCCUGGACUGUACAUUGUUCCCACGCUGGUGCAACAUACUAGAGCGGCAGAUGUUGCCCAAUGCCUCAGAGGCACUCAGAAUGGCUUGUGCUGAGUCUCUUUGCCUCGCUGGGGUACCUCUGAUGUGUAAAGACCAGAAAAACAAUCCACACAAACUGGGAUUAAGGAUUAGGUUGGUCAGUAUUGGCUUAUGUUUACUGCAAGAUCAGAGUGAACAGGUGAGGGUGAAAGCUGCUGUCUUUGCAUCAAAGGUGCAGAAUCCCGCCAUAGGUGGAAUAGAACCAAAGCAGAAGAGUUCCUUUCUGACACAUGCCAAUCAAUCCAUACGCAUGCUCCUGGACCUGCUUUUAGAAGAUUUCUGGGAUCACUGUGACCUUUUAGGGGCUUUAUUAUACCAUUUACCAGAGUCAGACUUCAGCAGUCUUCUGAAAGACACUAAAGAAACAAAUCUGUAUGAACGAGAUGAUGCUAAUAUGUAUACGGAGCCUUUGGCCAUCAGUGAGUGUUUUCUGCCCUAUUUGCUCCAACUGGCUUGGAAGUACCCUGAAUCUUCAGUGCUGGCACAGAGGCUUGAUAACUGGGUUAAAGAUAAUCUGGCUCAAAUCCUGGAGAACCUUACAAUCUGUAAAAAGAUUAUAUCAGGCCAACAAGGUCUGGAGUGUUCUUGGUUGAGCUUUGCCUCAGAGCCUCUUUUCCACCGCCAUCUGUGUGGACUUUUCACAAGAGCAAUCUUUUUGAAUCAACUUCUGAUAUUCUCUGCUGAGUUGCAUCCCCUCUUUAAUAACACCAUUCUAUCACAAGAUUUGCUGGAUGUCUACAGACAGCUUUGUAUGAAUGGUGUUUUCUUGCCACAAGUCUUUCCUGAUACUAUAAUGAGCUCUUUGGAGAAAUCAAAUAUGCAGGUGCUCUAGGAUGGUUUACAUACCAGUUGAUUGAAGCUGACAUCUUGAAUUUAUCAGUCCAUGGAUCAUCACUAACUGGGUGUGCACAUCACUAACUGGGUGCACACUAAACAGUGCUGCAUAUUUUAUUGUAUUGAGGUCUGAAUAUUUGUGUAAAUGUGUUGAGAACAUAGGGUCCUAAUUUAAAUGCUGGACAAAGUGCCAAGUCUAUAUACUGACUAAAGCUUGCUUGAUAACAAUGUCAAAUCUAUUUGCAAAUGUAUUGUCAUAAGAAAGAAGCACACAUAUCAGUAAAACAAUUUAAAUUUGGGUCCAAAAUGUUUUCUCUUGUCAUAUGGUUAUUGCAGGUGAAGAGAAACCAGUAGUCGGGAGUAAAAGUGAACCUCUCAUGCCUUUGUAAACAUUUUGUUUUAGUAAAUAUACUGUACUUAUUAAAGAGAAUAAAAUGA
Molecule: messenger RNA, 4318 nt
Organism: Sardina pilchardus (European sardine)
Lineage: Eukaryota; Metazoa; Chordata; Actinopteri; Clupeiformes; Clupeidae
Product: tRNA (32-2'-O)-methyltransferase regulator THADA-like
Exons: 17
Coding region: 540-3878 (1112 amino acids)
Biological process (GO): tRNA methylation
Cellular component (GO): cytosol
Source: RefSeq, a predicted model, not a curated record